This is a messenger RNA of Abrus precatorius (Indian licorice), 537 nucleotides long. RefSeq lists its product as uncharacterized. Bases 79 to 519 code for a protein of 146 amino acids. Lineage: Eukaryota; Viridiplantae; Streptophyta; Magnoliopsida; Fabales; Fabaceae. The record is from RefSeq and is a predicted model, not a curated record. The transcript is spliced from 2 exons.
UUCAAUUCCUUUGCUUGAGCUGUGUUUUGGGCAUUUGGGUGUGUGAACAGUGAAGAGAGAGUUCAUUCCCAUAUUCAAAUGUUCUUCUCUAUGAACCUUCUUUGCUUCUACAAGCAGCCACCAACACUGUUUGCACCACUUUCUACUCAAUUAAUACCCAUUAAUGAAGGCAUUUUCAAGGACAAGAGGUUGAUCACAAAUCCUUCAUCUUUUGGCACAGUUCAUGCAGUGAAGGAAGAUUCACAAUCACAGCAAUAUGAGAUAGACCCAGAAAAGGCCAGAGAAGCACUCAAAAAACUUGAUGAGCAAAUUCAGUCUCAAUCCACCAAACAAAUCUCUUCUCCAAAAGUCAGGGAUUCGGACGUGAAGCUUACUGAAGAACAAGUAAGUGGUACUGAUGGGAAGCUAGAAAUUUCAGAUUCGUUUCUUCUAAGUCUAACUACUGGUCUCGUCCUCUUUACUAUAUUUUAUAAUAUACUAUUUUAUACUGUAAUUAAGCCAUCCAUUGAUGGUGCAUGACUUUACAUAGAACUACAU